Mixia osmundae IAM 14324 is the source of this 699-nucleotide messenger RNA. RefSeq lists its product as uncharacterized. The record is from RefSeq and is a predicted model, not a curated record. Gene Ontology annotation, cellular component: Ino80 complex. Gene Ontology annotation, biological process: chromatin remodeling. NCBI's taxonomy places the organism in Eukaryota, Fungi, Basidiomycota, Mixiomycetes, Mixiales, Mixiaceae. The transcript has 5 exons. The coding region runs from base 81 to 620 and encodes 179 amino acids.
GACGAGGCGACGACGAAAGCGCGAACCUCUCUCGUCGACGUGAGCAGCGAGGCAGUAGGCAGAGACUGGAGUGGGGCAUCAUGGCGCCGCCUCGCAAGAACGCACUGGCGACAGAGUCAGGUUCAGCAACGCCGGCCCUGCCAUCACUCGCCGAGCAGUUGAGCUACGCAGACGAUCCCAGACCGUUCAAGAACCCACACUACAAGCCAAGCGCGCAGAGGAGGAACAAGUCGCUCAAGCAGAUGCUCGCUGCCGAACGGGACAGAUACACUCUCAAAGGCCAGAAGAAGGUACUGCCUGCUUCUACAUCGAUGGUAGUCAAGCUGGGCGGCAAGAAAGGAUCGAGUCAGCCUGAUACUGCUCGUAAUUCUCCAGACGAAGAAGCGGCGCGACUCGUCAGGACGGAGGAAUACAUAUCCUACAUGAACGUAGAGGCUCCACCGUCUGUCCUGCCAGCGAAAAAAUAUUGCGAUCUGACGGGUCUCGUCGCGCCGUACGUCGACCCGAGGAGUACUCUUCGCUACCACAAUGCAGAGUGCUACGAAGUACUCAAGACCUUUCCACAAAGCACAGACCAGUCUUACUUGGCAGUCCGGGGCAACAGCAGCAUCAUCAAAUGAGCAAAACGAAAAUGUAUACAUCAACAAGUGCUUGUUGUACAACAAGAAUUAAACACAGAGGCCGAAUCAUCAGAUCUCG